AUUCGAUGGAUACUGUGUUCUCUAGUUACCGAUUCAACCAUACAAGCUGACCUUUUCACCGCUUCAGUCUUCUGAAAAUCACAUUUCACUCGAUGCAUUCUCUCGAAAUUAUUCGGAUUUUCAAAUUAUGGAUUUUCAAACCAUAAUAAAAUUCCAUUUAGGCUUGUUACGGGACACGAUUUUCAAGCAUUCGCCUUUAGAAAACCUAUUCAAAAUCCAGUCGAAUACUUAAUGGAUACUUGGAAAAAUAGUCAACUGGGAGAAUCUCGAUAUUUCCAAUAGACUUUCCAAAGUUUCUCAAAUCUAACUUUCACCCAAACUGGAUCAAUACUUGGACACUUUACAAUGUAGAACAUUCCUGAUAUGAAUUUCAUUGAUGGUUCACGUACAGUGAAAGAUUUUUCAUUCAUUCUUCCAGCUACAUCGACCUCUUGUACCGUCUGCCCUUUCAUCGAUCCUAUAGAUUCUAUAGAUUCUACGGAUUCUAUAGACUCUAUGGAGAUAUUUGUUUUAUUUCAUCAUUUCUGGGGAGAAAAAAUCUUUCUCCCUCCGGAUUUUAAGCGGUGCCACGUGCUCGCCGGCUAUCUCCAACGUGCCUAUCCCUCUCUCGGAGUGAUCAAUACUGUAGGUCUUCUGCGGAAGACAGGUAUGUGACUGGUCCAGAUUUCAAUUUGGAGACUACACAGGCGAAAAAACGAUUCUCCUCCUUUUGGAGUCGUGUCGUCUUCGAAAACGAUUCAAUUUUUAUCUGGAAAUGUGCAAACUUCUGUUUAAUAAUCUCUUUUCUUUAGUAACAAUCAAAAAUCUGACCAACGCUUUCCGUUUAAACACAUUUUCAAUCAGAAAUUACAACUAUAGCUGAAAAACACUUUGAUCGUUUGCUUCUAAUCGUUCUUUACUAUUGUAGAUUAAACAAUGCGAUUCAAGCUUUCGCGCAUUCUUUUCAAGCUUUAACUAUAAAUCUACAUGAAUAAUCAUUUGACUAUUUCAAACUUAAAGUAACACACCAGUGCUACCGACGACGGUGCUACAAACUAAAGGUUCGCUUUCAAAAUGCCGGACGUUUUAAAGCCCUUUAAUCGGGGACGGUUUUGUAUACGUUAGCAAUCUAAUAUUACAAUGAUACGAUAUCGCGAUAAAAUCUCAACGCAAUUAUAGAUUAACGAAUCCUAUUUGGUGCCGUCCAAUCUCGCCUUUAAAUGAAUCCACCUCUCCCACAGCAGAGAGGGCAAUGUUUUCUGUACAGGUAGUAAGAUCUUCCGGAGGAACCCCAGUUGCAUCGACAUUCGAUUGUUUUUGUUUUCAAUCUAUUCUCAAGAUCCAGAAAUCUGUACUUGACUUCAACAAAUGUUUGUGCCGUGAUUCCUUUGUGUAGAAGUAACCUCCGUCAAUUUUUCUUAUUUCAAGACUCGAAAGUUUUGCAAUUUCCAUUCAAACUUUCAAACCUACAAACUUAUUUCUAGUGAAAGAAAUAUAACAUUCCAUAUCCACUCAGAUCAGCUUUUCGUAUUCUGCAACAGCAUAGAGAUGCUGUUUUGAAUGCAAACUAUGCACAGAGGAAAUCUGAUCAUGAGUGAUUAAUUAAAUGCUCUUGAUACGUAAGGUGCUGAUCAACUUGACAGUUCUAGCUGUGAUUCUGGUGCUGUUUUAUUGUUAUCAGACAUCAAAUGGUAGACAUUGGUUGGCACACACCGUUCCAGAACAGGAAAGUACCUCGACAACAAAGUCGAGUAGCUUUGGAGAAGAUGAAACGUCCAAUGCGCUUCUCGAGAUUGAAAAGGUUUAUUAUAAUGUCUGGUGCAUUUUCACAAAAGUUGCUAGUAACUCACCGAUGAAAAGGAAGUUUGAGAUUUUUGCAGAAUCUUUGCUCAGAUUAUCUUCUGUUGACAUUGUGUUUCAUGUAAUAACCGAUGAUGACAGUAAGGACGUCGCAGAAAAUGUGUUGGAAGGGAUCUUGUUGUCGACAGAAAAGUUUAUGAAGGUGCAAUAUUACGAUGUACACGAACUGGCAUCCCAAUUGGAAGACAUUGUAUCGGUAAUGUCUCCACAUUUCAGUAGUAAACCAGGAACAUACUACUCGGAUGCAUUGUUUUUCUUAUCUCUGGGUUUGCAUCGUAUAGCUCCGAUAGAACAAAGUUUUGCGGUAAUGUUCGAUGCCGAUACAAAGUUUCGUAAGGAUAUCAAGGAACUGUUCGAGGAAUUUAACAGUUUCGGAGAGCAAGCCCUAUUCGGUCUAGCUCCGGAGCUUACUCCGGUUUACAGACACGUUUUGUAUCUGUAUCGCAACAAACAUCCGAAUACAUUUUUCGGAGAACCUGCCAAGUCGGGCGGUUACCCUGGCUACAACAGUGGGGUAGUACUUUUCAACUUGGAUAGAUUACGAAAUUCUUCUGCCUACAAUAAUAUCGUUAAAAAGGAAAGCGUCGACGCGAUGACUGAAAAAUAUCAUUUUAAGGGACAUUUGGGAGAUCAAGACUUCUACACGCUCCUAGGAAUGGAAAGGCCAGAGUUGAUUCACACCAUUGAUUGUGGUUGGAAUAGGCAGUUGUGUACGUGGUGGAGAGACCGUGGUUAUGCGGAUGUGUUUGGAAAUUAUUCGAGGUGCGAUUCGGAAACAAAAUUAUGGCACGGGAACUGCAAUACUCCAAUACCUGACAAUUAAUUAAUGUUCGGCGUAAUCAUUUUUAUAUGAACAUAAACAUGACAAUACGAGAGAUCUCUUUUUCAAUGAUUGUUAGUGGAUUUUUAAGGUGGAUAAUGUAGCUGUACCUGGUGCUGUUCAAGCGUUACAUUGACAAGAUUUUUUCAGAAUGGGCAGCUCCGAAUCAGUGAUUGUUCGUUCGACGACGAUACACGUUCAUAUCUUUCAUUGUGAUAACAAUAUAUUUAUAAAAAUUGUUUAGUCUGUAAGCGAGAUUGUUUCGCAGUGCCUAUGAACUAGUUUGUAAGAUGUUAAUUUUCAGUGUUGUAUAUUUUAAAUAUACAUUCGAAAUAGAAUACAUACCACAUUUCUGUCCUCGUAGGAGAUGGGUGCUACUCUGUACAAAAUGCCAACAAUAAAAGAUAUAUGUUAAGGAUGCUACUGU
Messenger RNA from Nomia melanderi (Alkali bee), 3086 nucleotides. RefSeq names its product Xyloside xylosyltransferase (gene Xxylt). The record is from RefSeq and is a predicted model, not a curated record. Gene Ontology annotation, cellular component: endoplasmic reticulum membrane. Gene Ontology annotation, biological process: protein O-linked glycosylation via N-acetylgalactosamine. Lineage: Eukaryota; Metazoa; Arthropoda; Insecta; Hymenoptera; Halictidae. Gene Ontology annotation, molecular function: xylosyl alpha-1,3-xylosyltransferase activity.